UGGCUUCGCGGCGGUGCGGGCGGCGGCGGCGCAGGCCUCUCCUCAGGACCUGGCGAGCCCGGGCCUAAGCGGCGGCCCCCCAAGCCCCCCGCACGGCGCUCCAGGCCGGGCCCCUCCCCGUCUCGCCCUGCCCCGGGAGCCUGUCUCCCCGGCCGGGGAUGAGGCCGGGAAGCGGCUGCGCGGGGCCCAGCACAAAGGCUUGUCCCCAGGGGCCGCCGCCGCUGCCGCCGCCACCGCCCCCACCAGCCUAGAGCCGCCUGUAGAAGCUGAGCCGGCACCCGGGCCCUCAUCCCCUCCGAUUCCCGGUGGCGGGCAUUGCCGGUCUCCCCGAGGCUCGGGGACCCGAGCUCCGAGCCCUUUGCUUCCUCGGCUGCCAGGGGACCAGACAGCCGCUCAACCUCCGCUGCUCCGGGCCGUGGGAGCCCUGCAGAGCAUGUCGGAGGAUAGCGAUAUGGAGAAAGCCAUCAAGGAAACCUCCAUUUUAGAAGAAUACAGUAUCAACUGGACUCAGAAGCUGGGCGCGGGAAUUAGUGGUCCAGUUAGAGUCUGUGUAAAGAAAUCUACUCAAGAACGGUUUGCACUGAAAAUCCUGCUCGAUCGUCCAAAAGCUAGAAAUGAGGUGCAUCUGCACAUGAUGUGUGCCACACACCCCAAUAUAGUUCAGAUUAUUGAAGUGUUUGCUAACAGUGUACAGUUCCCUCAUGAGUCCAGUCCCAGGGCUCGACUCUUAAUUGUAAUGGAGAUGAUGGAAGGGGGCGAGCUAUUUCACAGGAUCAGCCAGCACCGGCACUUUACAGAGAAGCAAGCCAGCCAAGUAACAAAGCAGAUAGCCCUGGCUCUACAGCACUGUCACUUGCUAAACAUUGCGCACAGAGACCUCAAGCCUGAAAAUCUGCUUUUCAAGGAUAACUCUUUGGAUGCCCCUGUGAAAUUAUGUGACUUUGGGUUUGCUAAAGUUGACCAAGGUGACUUGAUGACACCCCAGUUUACCCCUUAUUAUGUAGCACCUCAGGUACUGGAAGCACAGAGAAGGCACCAGAAGGAGAAGUCUGGCAUCAUACCUACCUCGCCAACGCCCUACACUUACAACAAGAGCUGUGACCUGUGGUCCCUAGGGGUGAUCAUCUAUGUGAUGUUGUGUGGAUAUCCUCCUUUUUACUCCAAACACCACAGUCGGACUAUCCCAAAGGAUAUGCGGAGAAAGAUCAUGACAGGAAGUUUCGAGUUUCCAGAAGAAGAGUGGAGCCAGAUCUCAGAGAUGGCCAAAGACGUUGUGAGGAAGCUCCUAAAGGUCAAACCGGAGGAAAGACUUACUGUCCAGGGAGUGUUGGACCAUCCCUGGCUUAACUCCACGGAGGCCCUGGACAAUGUGCUGCCCUCUGCUCAGCUGAUGAUGGAUAAGGCAGUGGUUGCAGGGAUCCAGCAGGCUCAUGCCGAGCAGCUGGCCAACAUGAGAAUCCAGGACCUCAAAGUUAGCCUGAAACCCCUUCACUCCGUGAACAACCCCAUCCUGAGAAAGAGGAAGUUACUUGGCACCAAGCCAAAGGAUGGUAUUUAUAUACACGACCAUGAGAAUGGAGCUGAGGAUUCAAAUGUUGCCUUGGAAAAGCUUCGAGAUGUCAUUGCCCAGUGUAUCCUCCCCCAGGCUGGUAAAGGAGAGAACGAGGAUGAGCGGCUGGACGAGGUAAUGCAGGAGGCCUGGAAGCACAACCGUGAGUGCAAACUCCUGAGGGACGCGCUGCAGGGCUUCAGCUGGAACGGAUUGGAUGAACCUCACUAGCAGGCCCUGCUGUCCAGGUUUUGAGAGCAGUUGCAUGAGUUCAGGAAUGCUCAAUGCAGGUGCUUGAGGCUCUGAGCAUCUGCAGACGCUGCACCAGCUCUGCUGCUUUUUGCUUUCUGAUUUUGUAGUGUCACUCACUGCAGUGUGGCUUUAGUUGGCAUUUAGCCUGGUGACCUUGUGUUGUUUAGAAAUGCAUACUGAUCCCUUUAGUAUGUGCCUGUUUUAACUUUUGGCCUGCCUUUCUACCCAGUUGCUACUUUUUCUUUUCUUUGGUUAUUUUUUGAGACAGGGUUUCUCUGUGUAGCCCCGGCUGUCCUGGAACCCACAGAUAUCUGCCUGCCUCCUGAGUGCUGGGGCUAAAGGUGUGCACCACAACGCCCACUUUCAGAAGUUUUUAUGUGCUCGGGUAUGAGUGCCUGGCCAGAUGUACAUCAGUUAUCACUGGUUUGUGGUUUGUGAAACUGCUUAGUUGCUGCUUGAAAACAGAGGAUCUGAGUUGCUCCUGGACAGUGGGGUGGAUUCCUGCUGGUGAGGUGUGCAUGCUGGCUCCAGCCAUGUGAGGGGCUGGAGACUGACCUCACUCUUUCUUGAGUUUCAGGUCGUGGAUUCACAGAUAAAGUAGACCGGCUGAAGCUGGCAGAGGCUGUGAAGCAGGUGAUCGAAGAGCAGACUGUUCCCCAUGAGCCCCAGCAGUGAAAGCUUCAAACUGUUUUUAACAAUUGGAAAAUUAUUCCUUAAUGUAAAAAGUAAUUUUUAUGUAAAUUAAUAAAUCAUAAUUUCAUUUC
Molecule: messenger RNA, 2565 nt
Organism: Mesocricetus auratus (golden hamster)
Lineage: Eukaryota; Metazoa; Chordata; Mammalia; Rodentia; Cricetidae
Gene: Mapkapk5
Product: MAPK activated protein kinase 5
Exons: 14
Coding region: 434-1780 (448 amino acids)
Biological process (GO): negative regulation of TOR signaling; peptidyl-serine phosphorylation; protein autophosphorylation
Cellular component (GO): cytoplasm; nucleus
Molecular function (GO): ATP binding; calmodulin binding; mitogen-activated protein kinase binding
Source: RefSeq, a predicted model, not a curated record